AUGUCCCCAGCUACAAGCGACCCAGCUUCUUGCAUCCGCAGGGCCCAGCCCCUUACCGUCGUUAUCAAACUAGGCACUAGUUCGAUUGUCGACGAAAAGACUCAUGAGCCUCUCCUGCCUAUCCUGACCUUGAUUGUCGAUACCGCUGUCAAGCUUCGCAAGGAAGGCCACCGAGUCGUCAUCGUCUCUUCCGGUGCCAUUGGCGUUGGUUUGAGACGCAUGGACGUUGAUCGCCGUCCCAAGCAUCUGGCCCAGCUUCAGGCCCUGGCUGCUAUUGGACAGUGCCGUCUCAUUUCCCUCUGGGACAGCCUGUUUAGUCACUUGGACCAGCCUAUUGCUCAAAUCCUUCUUACCAGGAAUGACAUUGCCGACCGCACCCGUUACAUCAACGCCCAAAAUACGUUCAACGAGUUGCUGGACAUUGGCGUUAUUCCCAUUGUCAACGAAAACGAUACCCUCGCCGUGUCGGAAAUCAAGUUCGGUGACAAUGACACCCUUUCCGCCAUUACCGCGGCCAUGAUCCACGCCGACAUGCUUUUCCUCAUGACGGAUGUCGACUGUCUCUAUGACAAGAACCCCCGUUCGCACGCUGAUGCCCGUGCAAUCGAGGUUGUCGAUGACAUUGGCGCUCUCGAGGCUGAUGUGUCGAGUGCUGGCUCCUCCGUGGGCACCGGUGGAAUGGCUACCAAGAUUAUUGCUGCCAAGCUGGGCACCUCGGCUGGCGUGACGACCAUCAUCACUCGGUCGUCGAAUCCUGGCAAUAUCCUGGGCAUCGUCAACUACCUCUACAGCUCUCCCAGAUCCUCGGUGAUAGAGGAUCCUGACAACGUCAACCCCCUCUCCCGCACCACUUCCUUCAGCCUCUUGUCCUCGGGUCUUGACCAGAACGGCCCGCCCCUUCACACCCGCUUCCUUCCUUCUAGCGAUCCCAUCCGCGAUCGCCACUUCUGGCUCCUUCACACUCCCAGCCCCCACGGCACCGUCUACAUUGACGCCGGCGCCCACAAGGCGCUGCUCGGCAAGGCCGGCCUCCUGCCCGUCGGCGUCGUCGACGUCGAGGGCAACUUUGCCUCGCACGAGCCUGUGCGCAUCGUGGCCGUAAACCGCCGCAAGACGCCCGGCCCCGACGGCAAGAUGUGGGACGGCGUCCCCGAGGAGGUUGGCCGCGCUCUGGUCAACUACGCCUCGACGGAGAUUUUCCGCAUCAUGGGACACCAGAGUGCCGACAUUGGCGAGCUGCUCGGCUACGCCGACAGCGAGUACGUCGCCCACAGAUCGCACAUUGCCUUUCUUCGCAAUAACAGCCGUCCUGUGUCACCCGUCGUCCCGAUCAAGGUCCUCAACAGCAGCCGGCCCGUGUCUCCCAUCGUCCCGAUUGCCUAA
This is a messenger RNA of Akanthomyces muscarius, 1383 nucleotides long. RefSeq lists its product as uncharacterized. The transcript is spliced from 6 exons. The coding region runs from base 1 to 1383 and encodes 460 amino acids. Lineage: Eukaryota; Fungi; Ascomycota; Sordariomycetes; Hypocreales; Cordycipitaceae. The record is from RefSeq and is a predicted model, not a curated record. Gene Ontology annotation, cellular component: cytosol; cytoplasm. Gene Ontology annotation, molecular function: RNA binding; ATP binding; glutamate 5-kinase activity.